Hymenoscyphus albidus is the source of this 3092-nucleotide messenger RNA. The record is from the annotation of a GenBank genome assembly. Lineage: Eukaryota; Fungi; Ascomycota; Leotiomycetes; Helotiales; Helotiaceae.
AUGUUCUCCAGGUUGGUAACGCUAGUAUGGACUUUUUUCAUUAUCAAAGUACUGGUAGAUGCUCAAUUCAGUGGUAAGAUUCUGGCUUUGCAGUCAACGGGAUUUUUGGAGCUAAUUUCAUUCAGCCUCAAGCUAUUCCAACAUCACGUUCUCGUCUAGUGGCGCAAAUUCCUUCACCAACCCACAGAACUCAAUAUCAAAUCUAGGAACCGCUAGCCAGAGGCAGCCAAGUGCAGCAAAUUCUACGACUCCUUCAGUCAAAGGCUCUCAUAAUUCAUUCUUCACCACAUCAGCUACUGGCAACGCCGCAACUCCUCAAUGCGGCUUUAUAGUACAAGAUGUAAUAACAGAAGAGUAUUGGCAGGCGUGGAAUUAUUCGACAGGAGUUAGAGAUGUCAAUUUGACUUCGAAAACUAUCUUUAUGAACAACACACCUCCUUAUACAACGACCAACAUCUACAAGACCAACCAUACAUUCAUAUGGAGCAGUGACAUUGGCAAGAAUCCGCUUCGCUUGAGUUCAAAUUCCAACGCUCAAUUUUCGCAAGUGGUAACUUCAAUCAACAAAACCACUCCUAUUACCACAGCAGGCGUUACAAUGUAAGUAACCUCGCUUCGAGUAAGAUUAAUUCCAAGACAUAGCUAACGUGUACUAGACCUUACAAACAAGCAUUUUAUGUGUACACCACAGUGAAAGCAAUCAUCGUCGACGCAGUACGAAAAAAUGGAACUGGAGAAUAUAUCUGUGGGUCAUCCCACAGAAUAAUGGGACUGAUAAAUACAAAUGCCCAUGAUUACUUCAAAGCCGCUUCCAACACGACUAUAAACGCCGCUUCCUCUAUACAAACUUUCAUUAUAACCCCUUCCGACGCCUUUCGUGUACGCUCCUCAGUAUGGUAUGCAAGGUGUCCCAUCGCUAAUCGAAGGCGGCCCGGACAAAGUGAAAGAAGUCCACGGUUAUGUUCCUCAAACCUUGAUCUCCCACCUAGAAAACCAGAAACUCUUCCCCUCUGCUCUAGGAGUCCAGGCGUUCAGGGCUGCAGGACCAUCGAUUCCACCUCCAGGAAAUACUUCCGUCCCUACAUCCACUUAUCAAGAUCCUGCCGGGACGGAUUUGACGUCUUCUACUUUCAUUUACCCUCCUUCUACUCACGUCGAGCAGCCAACACCGGCCUCGAUUCCGGCACCAGAAUCUGAGCCAAAACAAUCUGAUCUACCGAAAGCUCCAAAUUCCGUCACAACCCCAUCUCCUCAGCCAGGUAUAACUCCUAGUGUUCCACAUCCAAAACCUCAACCACAUGUAAUCCCCGUGAUUGGCGCCAUAAUCAAUUCUAUCAUAGGAGGGCUCCUUCCCAGUCCAUCAGCCCCUUCUCCCACAUUUGGUGCUGUGGUGGUAAACCCUCGACCUGAAAGCAGUAACCCCAAGCCUGAAGCUAUCCCCCAAAACGUGGAGAACCAUCCUCACGCCGAAGUCAAUAACCCUCGACCUGGGACUAACCCUCAGUCUGGGACUAACCCUCAACCUGGGACUAAUUCUCAACCUGGAACUAACUCUCCGCCUGGGGCUAACUCUCAGCCUGGGACUAACCCUCAACCUGGUGCGAACCCUCAGUUGGGGGUAGGUUUCCCACCGAAUAAUAUCCCAGCUCCUGUCAUUAUAAUUCCAACUUCAACAGUAAGUAAACUCCUCUAUCCCAUUGUCAUUUCUACAGCCCAUUGCGUCCCAACUUCCAAAUCCUCGUAACCUGAAGAGAGCCGACUCCCGGGUGGCUUCUUGGACAAAAGACCAAGUUAUCACGUACAACUUGAAAAGUUUUCCCAAACUACUGAAACAGAUAACUUGUUUGUCUGGGAAAACCUGGGCCAUUAAAAUGGCUCAAGAGUCAGAUAUUCAGAAUUCUUCGAUUAAUUCUUCUUACUGUAUGAAUGUUUCCGGCAUAUCGUGAUUUCAUUCGGGCGUUUAUAGGAUAAUGGCAUAGGCUUCUGUUUCCAAUAACUCACUCUUUUUUGAUGUUGUCCAAUCGCUUUCCAAAUGUACCAUCGGUUACUUAACCUAUGAUAGUGACUUAAUAUAAGUGCUAACUUACACUGCUUUAGAACGUCCCCGUUGCUGCCGCUCCACCAGGCCUAACUGGCGAGACGAAAAACAUAGCAGGUACACCGUACAUUAUUGUUCCAUCGCCAACUACAUUUGCUUUACCAGCCCAGGCCGCUACAAUAGCCCCGACCGUUACAGGAGCCAGCGCUACUAUCAUUAACGGCUCUCCCUUCGUUGUACUCCCUGGACCCACGAAUAUACCAGUCUCAAACGCCCCACCUGGAUUAAGCGGAGUUACGACGGUUAUUAACAAUACGCCUUAUAUCGUUGUACCUAGUGCCACAAGCAUACAAGUGUUUCCAAUAAAUCCGAUUUCAAGCAUUGGAAGCACUUCGUUGAUCUCUGGGGCACCACAUUUGAUUAUACCAGGCACAACAAAUAUACCACUAGCAAAUGUUCCUCCUGGAGUAACAGGCAGCUCAACCAUAAUUAACAAUACGCCAUUCCUUGCUAUACCAGGACCGACGAAUAUUUCAAUACUACAGCCUUCAAAUACAAUAGGCACCACAGUUCUGAUAAAUGGCACGCCAUUUCUGGUGUUCCCGUCGGCAACUUCGAUCCCACUCUCACUGGCACCAAACGGCAUUCCUGGAGCCAUCAAGACUACAAUUCUCGGAGUCCCGUAUCUUGUCGUGCCUAGUGCGACCACCGUUCCUGUUCCUGUUACCAAGAAUACCGAUAUGCUUGGUUCCAAAGUUGGAACAAGCAUCAAAGCUUCGAGUACCAACACAGCUCCUCCAGCUGAGGCGACCAAGACGGCUGCUGCUGCGGCCUGUGGGGUGAGUUACUGGUUAGUGGGUAUGGCUGGCUUCUUGCCUGCAUUCUUGUUUGUAUGAGUUUCGCUAAGCAAAAAGGAAUGGGUCUUUGAGAUUGAAUUUUGCACGAGCGUAUCCUCUAUGUUUUGGAAAUUGGAUCUUUUCAUGAGCGUAUGUACAAUGCCAGAUGAGUGUUUGGUUCAGUACUAAGCAUAAGCGAUCGUGCAUGUUCUAGCUUG